Messenger RNA from Leptomonas pyrrhocoris, 1835 nucleotides. RefSeq lists its product as hypothetical. Lineage: Eukaryota; Euglenozoa; Kinetoplastea; Trypanosomatida; Trypanosomatidae. The record is from RefSeq and is a predicted model, not a curated record. The coding region runs from base 264 to 1835 and encodes 523 amino acids. The transcript has a single exon.
AGAUUUUUUUUUCUUAUGUGGCAUCGACUACUGUAACGUAACACCCGCUCCUUUAACCGCCACGUACUACGAGAACUCAGAAUAGAAGAACGCUGUUUUAAACUUGUUUUUUUGGUGUUGUUGCCACAAUUGUGCUUAAACACACCCUCAACCAGUGAAACCGUCCUAACGAAGGAGCUUCCACCUCACACAUUCAAUUUGCAGCGUGCGUUGAUUCGUUCUGCUCUCUUUUCUCUCUCCCAGAUAUUUACCACCGUUCAAUCAUGUCGCAGCGUGUGUCGGACGAGGAGCUGACGGCUCACAUCUACCUCUACCUGAAAGACGCCAAGUACACGAGCGCCGCCGCGGCGCUGGAAGAGGCGAAUCCAAAGGCCGUCAAGGCCGCUCGCGCCAUUGGCAUCUCCGCCCUGACGAUCGCUGCGAAAGCGGCGGCCCCGGCAGCCGUCAGCGACAGCGACGACGAGGAGCGCGUGAAGAAGCCCGCCUCCCGCAAGGCGUCGCCCAAGCCGGCUGCCAAGAAGGCGCCUGUCGCGGACUCGAGCUCCGACGACGACGAGCCCGUGCGCAAGCCCGCGCCGAAGAAGGCGCCCGUUGCCGAUUCCAGUGACAGCGAUGAUGAGCCGGUGAAGAAGCCGGCCGCGAAGAAGGCGUCCCCCAAGCCGUCGCCCAAGCAGGCAGCCAAGAAGGCCCCGGUGGUGGACUCCAGCGACAGCGACGACGAGGAGCGCGUGAAGAAGCCCGCCUCCCGCAAGGCGUCGCCCAAGCCGGCUGCCAAGAAGGCGCCUGUCGCGGACUCGAGCUCCGACGACGACGAGCCCGUGCGCAAGCCCGCGCCGAAGAAGGCGCCCGUUGCCGAUUCCAGUGACAGCGAUGAUGAGCCGGUGAAGAAGCCGGCCGCGAAGAAGGCGUCCCCCAAGCCGUCGCCCAAGCAGGCAGCCAAGAAGGCCCCGGUGGUGGACUCCAGCGACAGCGACGACGAGGAGGCACCCAAGAAGCCCGCCGCCAAGAAGGCGUCGCCCAAGCAGGCAGCCAAGAAGGCCCCGGUUGCCGAUUCGAGUUCCGACGAUGAUGAGCCCGUGAAGAAGCCGGCCUCCCGCAAGGCGUCGCCAAAGCCGGCGGCCAAGAAGGCGCCUGUCGCCGACUCCAGCUCUGACGACGACGAGCCGGUGAAAAAGCCUGCUGCGAAGAAGACUUCUCCAAAGGUGUCGCCCAAGCAGGCCCCGAAGAAGGCGGCGGCGGACAGUGACAGCUCCGACGACGACGAGCCCGUGAAGAAGCCGGUGGCCGCCAAGAAGGCAGCCAUGGUGAGCGACUCCGACGAUGACGACGAGGCGCCAGUGCAAAAGCGCUCCAAGCCCGCGGCGGCAGAGGAAGAUGACGAUGAUGAGCCGGUUCAUCAAGUGACCCGCACCGAGGCGCAGUCGAACUACGGGGGCUACGGCGGCCGCGGCGGUGACCGUGGCGGCUUCCGCGGCGGCCGUGGCGGAGACCGUGGCGGCUUCCGCGGAGGCGAUCGCGGAGGUUUCCGCGGCGGUGAUCGUGGCGGCUUCCGCGGUGGCGAUCGUGGCGGCUUCCGCGGUGGCGAUCGCGGUGGUUUCCGUGGCGGCGAUCGCGGUGGUUUCCGCGGUGGCGAUCGUGGCGGCUUCCGUGGCGGCGAUCGCGGUGGUUUCCGUGGCGGCGAUCGCGGUGGUUUCCGUGGCGGCGAUCGCGGUGGCUUCCGCGGUGGGCGCGGUGGCGAUCGUGGCGGGCGCGGCGGUGCGCCGCAGUUCGGUCCCCGCGCCCCCCUUCUCGGCUCGCAGAACCAGAGCGUCAAGCUGGGCAGCGACAGCGACUAA